AUGGCGCCUGGCACGGAUCCGCUUGCCUUCCAGCGGCACUUGGCAAACUCUUUGGGCGGCUCACAUGACCUGAACGUUUGCAGGAGCAACAGUCUGGCAGAGCAGCUGAACAUUUCCGACACGCUGGUGCACAUCACUCUGCGGCUGAGCAAGGCCGCCCUCUCUCAGCCGUUUCCCCAUGGGGGAAAUGAAGCGGACACUCCAAAAAGCAAGCUUCUGGUCCUCAAGGCUGCAGAGAGGGCCAAACGCGCCUGCGUGAUACAGGUGCCUGCAGUGAGUGGCAGGCUGUUUUCCAACAGCCGGCACCUGCUACAGGUUUCCGAGGCGCUGGGUUUUCGGUUCCCCGGGAACUGGAUUCGGGCAGAGCCGAGCCUUUUCGGGGAAGAGUUUUCAGAAGACGGGAGUGUCCCAAAGGAAACCAGGGCGCCUGCCGCCACUGUUUGCUACGGGGAGAACGCCACAGCUGUCGACACAGGAAAUCCCCUGCUCCUCCAGACCCAAGCCGAAGCUAGCCCCAGAGAUGACUCAGACCACAACGGCUCCGAGAAGCCGCCGCCUGCCCAGGGAACUUUGUCCCAGGCCGGCGUCGCGGAUGGAGCUCUCCAGCGCCACUCGCAACGUUCGUUACAGAGUUGCCAUGGAGAUGCGUCGGCCCGAGAGGGGCGGAGCACUGGAGCAGGCGGAAGGGCUCAGCAUCCGCCGCCCAAGGAGGAGCUGGAGGCUUCCGGAAGGAUGGCGGCGGCCUGUCGGCAGGAACCGUUCCCUGACGGGGAGGGAGCCAGGGGCAGCAAGCCGCUGGCAAAGGAGCCCCCUGUGGGGCCGCAGCCGCUGGGCAAGAAGAAAGUCCAGAGGAAGAAGAAGAAGAAGAAAAAGAAGAAGAAAGCUGUGCGGGAUGAUGCAGAAACGCCCCCUGGCAAAAGCAAGCAGCAGCCAGUCCUUGGAACACCCCCCCUCAAGCUGCUCCAUCCCUUUGGUGAGGACGGAGCACCCCGAGAGGAUGCCACAAAGGGGAGACCCGGCAAGCCAGCAGGCAACGCCCUCUUCUUCUCCGCUUCCGCUCCCCUGACCCAGGGCAGCUCGGCUCAAUGCAACGAGAGCCUUCGCUGGAACGGGGUCCUGGACGACCCCCUUCUGGAAGAGGAGAGGCUGUGGAACUAUCGGGUGAACCGAAGGAAGCGCUACGGGGCCUUCAUCCAGCAGCGCCUCCCGCCAGAGCCAUCCCUCACGCUCAAGAACCUGCCACAGCUCUGUAAAGCUGCCCACCUCAGCGGAGACCACUUGCUGUGUGAGAACAAGCCCUCCAGUCCCUCUGCGACGGCCAGCAAAGUCCAACAGAGACCCAACUCUGUGUCUAAGCUCUUCACCAAAGCAUCAACAUCACUGCUGCCAAGUAUGUCUCAGGAAACGGUGUAAAUCCUUCUAAUGCCUCAUGGUUGGAGAGUGUUUUGUUUUGUUGUUGUUGUUGUUUUAAAAGAAAAAAAGAUGCAAGAGCUUAAUGGCAGUAACCUUAGAUGGGGAUCCUGGGAGCAGACGGGAUUAUUCAUAACUCUUUAUCAGGUGGCCCAGCUGCUCUCCAGUCCACCUGCAAGCUUUUUUGACUUGAUCACAUUCUAAUGGGCAAGUUCGAUAAUAAACAUCCAGCUAACCUUU
Hemicordylus capensis (graceful crag lizard) is the source of this 1650-nucleotide messenger RNA. It is a transcript of the gene LIAT1, whose product is annotated as chromosome 12 C17orf97 homolog. Lineage: Eukaryota; Metazoa; Chordata; Lepidosauria; Squamata; Cordylidae. Gene Ontology annotation, biological process: protein arginylation. Bases 1 to 1413 code for a protein of 470 amino acids. The record is from RefSeq and is a predicted model, not a curated record. The transcript is spliced from 9 exons.